Messenger RNA from Clonostachys rhizophaga, 804 nucleotides. The record is from the annotation of a GenBank genome assembly. Lineage: Eukaryota; Fungi; Ascomycota; Sordariomycetes; Hypocreales; Bionectriaceae.
AUGUCUAGACAACACAAAUUUCCUCUUCUUGUUUUGCUGUUACUGAGCCUCCUACUGAAUGACUGUAGAGCGCAGGCCGUGGAUAAGGAUGAGGUCGUUUGGACGACACAAUCCGGUUGGAAUGACAUGAAAACAUGUGCCAAGUGCAAGUUUGACUCCCUCCUUUGCAACUGGCCAGGUAAUCUGCAGGGGGACAUUGGCUGCAGCACAAAUGCCUGCAUGUGCCGGGCUAGCACGUUGGGUCAGACACUCAAGAAGGUGUCUGAUUCCGUGCUGUCUGCCUGCUCCAACUACGAUGAUCAACGGGACGCGACAAGCUUCUUGAUCGCGUACUGCUCUGAUAAGGGCUACACAAGCAUCGGCUCUGCCGUGAUAGCCAGCUCGACAGCUAAGGUUACUUCCGACUCUCGUGUUAGUUCACAAACAUCCGAAGCAGUGACAACGACGACGAAAGAAUCUCGGACAACUGCACCGGGUGUGAUAAGCACACAGAUCAUCAGUAAUGGUGUCACGUCAGUAAUUACAAUCACAAAAGGGCCGGAGCAGACAUCGUCAUCCACAACCAGCAAUGGGAGCAGCGACAUUACCAACUCAUCAUCCCGCGACGGCGAUAAGCUAAGCAAAGCAGAGCUGAUUGGGAUCAUCGUUGCUGUUGUUGGAGUGUUUAUCGCUGCUCUGACUCUGUGGGUGACUUGGAGAGGGAGGAAACGCCGCCGGGCCAAGAACAAAGCAUCGCCAACUACUUUGCCAGAUGCUGGACACCAGCUGAAGAACAUUCCUGCUCGGAACCAGAACGAGGCUUAA